AUGGAUGUGACUUCAAACGAGCUUCUUAGAAGGAAAGCUGUUUCUGAGUCCUUUAUGAAAGGGACUUCUUCUGACGGCGAUGCAACAUUUUCUUCAGCUUCUGCUGAAAAUGUUCCCUCCCCUGGGUUGAGUUGUGCUGUGAGUGUCGGUGAGAAGAGAAAGAGGAACGAUGAUGUUGGAAUCUGCAACACUAAAAGUCCUGGUGUUGUACGUAGCAUUAGAGGAGAGUCAAAUGAUAAUGGCGAUGGAGAAAGGAGAGUCGAGUUGGUACAACCAAAGAAAUAUGAAUCUUCUUCCGGUGUGAAGUUUAUCGACUUUGAUAGGCUGAGGGAAGAAGAAAAGUUUGCAGUUGGCCAGAUCUGGGCUCUAUUUGAUACACCAGAUAAGGUUCCUAGACAGUAUGCUAUGAUCAGAAAAGUUUCAGCUCCUUCUUUUGGGCUUAGGAUCACAUAUCUAGAGCCUGAUCCUGAUGACGAGAGAGAGAUCCAAUGGUUUGAACAAGACUUGCCUGUUUCUGCUGGUAAGUUCAGACUUGGGAAUAGUCAGAACACUGAAGAUCGUUCAGUAUUCUCACAUGUUAUGCAUUGCAAUGGAGGAAGCAACUCUGGUCAUCUCAUUCUUUCCCCGAGAAAAGGUGAGACCUGGGCGUUAUUCAAGAACUGGGACAUCAACUGGUCCUCAGAGCCAGAUUCUCACCGGAAAUAUGAGUAUGAAGUUGUUGAGAUUUUGUCAGAUUACGCUGGUGGAUCUGGUGGUGUAUCUGUUGCAAUCCUGCACAAAGCAAAAGACUUUGCAAGUGUCUUCUUUCGGAUGGGAUUUGGUGAUGCAGAGGUAUCUCAGAUUCUGCCUCACAGUUUAUAUCGAUUCUCCCAUAGAAUCCCUUCUUACAAAAUGAAAAGAGUUGAGGUAAAAGGUGUGCCAAGAGAUGCUUACGAGCUGGACCAAGCUGCACUACCUGAAUCAAUGGAAGAGAAAGUCGUUCCUCCUUAUCUAUACGCAAAGCCUAAACCAGAAGCUCUCUGCGUUCGUAGAAAUGGAAAGGUUUUUCAAACUGGUCAGAUCUGGUCAUUUUGCAGUGGUAAUGUUAACUUGCCUCUAUACUACUGUAGAAUUCAGAAGAUCACUCUUAUCCAGGCGUCGGUGCAGGAACCAGAAUUUAAGAUACAAGUAUGUCGGUUAAAGGCUAUGCCUUUCCCUGAGGAUGUCAUCCAGUGGGAAGACAAGAAAAUGCCUGUUGGUUGUGGAACUUUCUGGGUGUAUAAGAGUCCUUUAGCGUUCUCUCCAGAUGAUGUUGUACAGCAGGUAGUGCCUCAGAUCUCCAUGGACGGCAACGAAUAUACCAUUCUGCCCAAGAUUGGGGAACUGUGGGCGAUUUACAGAACCUGGGAUCCUCAGAUCACUUUCUCUGAAUUGGAAAACAAGCACAUGGACUUUGACAUUGUGGAGGUUCUUGGUGACGCCUUGGAAUAUAAGGUUUUAGCGCUGGAGCCCGCAUUGCUUUCUCAUGAAGAUGUAAAGAAAAAGUUUUUUUCAAGAGCAGCUGAGCGUAAGCCCUCUCAUCAUCGUUGUAACGAUGAGGAUGGGUCGGAAGUGAUAUUUACAAUCCCGAAGUCGAAAAUGCUCAGAUUCUUGCAUCGGAUUCCCGCUUCCCGAGUAACCAAGAAUAUAGACGGAGAGAUGAAAGAGCUUUUUGAAGUUGAUUCCAGAGCAUUGCCUUAUUUGGGUAAGUAUUGA
This is a messenger RNA of Microthlaspi erraticum, 1734 nucleotides long. NCBI's taxonomy places the organism in Eukaryota, Viridiplantae, Streptophyta, Magnoliopsida, Brassicales, Brassicaceae. The record is from the annotation of a GenBank genome assembly.